GUGGUCAUCGUAGGUUCAGUACUUAGUCACUCGUUCGCGUUCAAACUACACACCUUAAAGAUGCAUAUGAAAAUUAUUUUUAUUUUCGCGUUAUGCGGUUUCGUUCAUUCAAAGUUGAUAAGUUUAUCGUGUAAUCAAAUUCGCGGUAUUGUCGAUGGUCACAACUUUCGUAGGCAGCAGUUGGCUCAAGGAGCGGUACCUGGACAUCCCGCCGCCUCUGAUAUGAAAUAUAUGGUUUGGGAUGAAGAAUUGGCUGCAAAAGCUAGGAAGUGGGCUUCGAAUAAUGUAUUCGAACAUAAUCCAGACAAAACUAUCGGCUCUGGUAGAUUUAAAACAGGUGAAAACCUAUACUAUUUCGGCAGUAGCAAUCCGGAUGCCAAAUUAAAUAUAGAACAAGGUCUUAGUGCGUGGUUUGAUGAAUACAAAGACUACAGUUACGGUCCGAUGACGAGAAGCCUAUUUGAUGGUUCAUCACAAGUUCAAAUUGGUCAUUACACGCAGAUGGCGUGGGCUGACACAACUUACGUUGGUUGUGGAUUAUCACAAUAUUCGGAGAAUAGUAUGAAAACGUUCCUCCUUGUUUGUAAUUACGGGCCAAGCGGUAACAUCUUAGGGCAGGUGCCGUAUACAGCGUCAGAGGAGGGCAGCGAAGGCCUUGUGUGCAGCAUUGGAGAUUGCAGCAUGCCCUACGGGGAUAAUUGUUGAUACUUUCAUUCUAUGCGUAUUGUAUAAUCCAGGACAUUUACUUUCGACCCAUUACGAUGAUAAUGAAUUAAUUCUCCCAAUUCAAUUAAGUCCAAAACUUAUCUAGCUAUAUACAUACAUAAGUUCAAAAUAGUUCUUGUGG
Papilio machaon (common yellow swallowtail) is the source of this 847-nucleotide messenger RNA. Its product is annotated as venom allergen 5. The coding region runs from base 61 to 705 and encodes 214 amino acids. The record is from RefSeq and is a predicted model, not a curated record. The transcript is spliced from 6 exons. Lineage: Eukaryota; Metazoa; Arthropoda; Insecta; Lepidoptera; Papilionidae. Gene Ontology annotation, cellular component: extracellular region.